UUAAUUUCACUUUUAUAAUAUAUUUUUGUCUCUUUUCUUUAUUAUGGUUUAUACUGUAUUGCUGUGUGAAGAGUCGCCCUGCUGUGUGAAUAAAGCUGCAGGCAGCAGCAGUCAAACACCGGAAGCAUCGAGCGGCUCAGUGAGCAGGCAGCAGCAGUCAAACACCGGAAGCAUCGAGCGGCCGCUGCUCAAAACAAACCGGAGAAAAAAAACGGAAGAAGACCCGCCGAACACCGGAGGAGCGGACAGUCGGAAGGUGUCAAUGAUGCAGCUCCCCCUGGUGGUGACGGCUCAGGUGGAUGUGGUCCUGCUGCUGGUGUCCCUGCUGUCCCUCUGGACCCGACUGAGCCGCCUCAGUUACCCCAAUGCUGUGGUGUUCGAUGAGGUGUACUACGGUCAGUUUGUGUCUCUCUACAUGAAGAGAGUUUUCUUCAUCGAUGACAGCGGUCCGCCGCUUGGUCACAUGAUCCUGGCCCUUGGAGCAUACCUGGGAGGAUUCGACGGAAACUUUGUGUGGAACAGAAUCGGAGCAGAGUAUCCCAGCAGUUUGAGCGUGUGGAGUCUGCGGCUGCUGCCCGCUCUGUGUGGAGCCCUCUGUGUCCCUCUGGUUUACCUGUUGACUCUGGAGCUGAAGUUUUCUCACCUGUCGGCUCUGGGAGCUUCACUGCUGCUGCUGCUGGAGAACUCUCUGAUCGUCCAAUCACGUUUCAUGUUACUGGAGUCUGUUCUCAUCUUCUUCGUGUUGUUGGCGUUCUUCUCCUACCUGAGAUUCCACAACGCUCCUGACAGCUGGUUCAGAUACUGUUGGCUGUUCAUCUCUGGAGCUUCGUGUGCUGCAGCUGUCGGGGUGAAGUAUAUGGGUGUGUUCUCCUACCUGCUGCUGUUGGGCGUGGCCUCUCUGCACACCUGGCAGCUGAUUGGAGACCGAACAGUCAGUCAUCUGAGUGUGUGUGUGCAGUGUGUGUGUCGUGUUGUGUGUCUGUUGGUGGUUCCUGUUCUUCUCUACGUGUUCUGGUUCUACAUCCACCUGACUCUCCUGCACCGCAGCGGACCACAUGACCAGCUGAUGAGCUCUGCCUUCCAGGCCAGUCUGGAGGGCGGUCUCUCCAGGAUCACUCACGGUCAGCCGUUGGAAGUUGCAUACGGCAGUCAGGUGACCUUAAGAAGCUCCGCCUCCCAGCCCGUCCCAUGCUGGCUCCACUCACACAAAGCCAACUAUCCAAUCAGGUAUGAAACUGGGCGGGGCAGCUCUCACCAGCAGCAGGUCACCUGUUAUCCCUUCAAAGACGUCAACAACUGGUGGAUCAUCAAAGACCCCGGCAGACAGGAGCUGGUGGUCAGCAGCCCGCCUCGACCUGUCCGUCACGGGGAUGUCAUCCAACUGGUUCAUGGGAUGACCUCACGCUUCCUCAACAGCCAUGAUGUCGCAGCUCCCAUGAGCCCUCAUUCUCAGGAGGUGUCGGGUUACAUUGACUUUAACGUUUCCAUGGCAGCACAGAAUCUUUGGAGAGUGGACAUCUUUAACAGGGAGGCGGAGUCAGAGUCCUGGAAGACGAUCCUUUCUGAGGUUCGAUUGGUCCACGUCAACACCUCAGCAGUCCUCAAGCUGAGCGGCGUGUCUCUUCCAGACUGGGGUUUCCGUCAGCUCGAGGUCGUCGCUGACAAACUGUUCAAAGGUCACAGCAGCAGUCUGGGAUGGACAGUCGAGGAGCACCGAUAUGGAACCAGUCAGGAGCAGAAGGAGAGGGAGGCGGAGCUUCAUUCUCCGACUCACAUUGACGUGGACAGAAAAAUUUCCUUCUGGGCCAAAUUUUUAGAACUUCAGUGGAAGAUGCUGACGGUGAAACAGGAAGACUCUGAGCACAAAUACAGCUCCUCCCCACUGGAGUGGAUCACCAUGGAAACAAACAUCGCAUACUGGCUGCACUCCUCCACCAAUGCUCAGAUCCAUCUGAUUGGUAACCCUGUGUCAUGGGGCAUGGCGAACUUCAGCCUGCUGGCCUAUCAACUGCUGGCAGCCGUUUACCUGUUGAGAAGGAGGCGGGGCUUCAAAGACCUCCCUGAUGGUGUGUGGGGUCAGUUCGUGUGUCUUGGUUGUGUGUGUGUCGGUGGUUGGUUGGUAAACUUCCUGCCGUUCCUCCUGAUGGAGAAAACUCUCUUCCUGUAUCACUACCUGCCCGCCCUCUGCUACCUGCACCUGCUGAGCCCCGCCCUGCUGGAGCACACACACACUCACCUGCUCAGAGCGACACAUCGGCGUGCACUGUGUGUGUGCGUGUCGGCGGUGUUGUUGUCCGUCUUCCUGUCAUAUCGAACCUUCUGCCCUCUGACCUAUGGCAGCCCUGAGCUGUCGGCCAAUCAGCUGCAAGGACUGAAGUGGAGAGACUCUUGGGACAUCCUGUACCGCCGCCGGUAGACAGACAGACGGACAGAGACAUGUCUCCGUCAGAGGGACAGGGUGACUGACACUCUGAGUCCUGAUCAGUCAGCCAGAACUUAUUCUCCCACAAUGCACUGCACAGAGGACACGGAGGAGAGCGGAGGUGGAACAGACCCAGGAGCUGAGGUUUCAUCGUCACAGUUUGACGCAUCACUUCCUGUCAUUGUGACAGUGAGGAUGUGUUUGACUCGUGGUCGUGGAGACUGAUCAGACGUCUGACUGAAAACUGAACGAACUGAACGUCAAACUUUUCGUUUUCAAACUGGAAAAUAAAUAAAAAGAUGUCGAGUGAA
This is a messenger RNA of Epinephelus fuscoguttatus (brown-marbled grouper), 2733 nucleotides long. It is a transcript of the gene pomt1, whose product is annotated as protein-O-mannosyltransferase 1. The coding region runs from base 44 to 2416 and encodes 790 amino acids. NCBI's taxonomy places the organism in Eukaryota, Metazoa, Chordata, Actinopteri, Perciformes, Serranidae. The transcript is spliced from 20 exons. Gene Ontology annotation, cellular component: endoplasmic reticulum; membrane. The record is from RefSeq and is a predicted model, not a curated record. Gene Ontology annotation, biological process: protein O-linked glycosylation via mannose. Gene Ontology annotation, molecular function: dolichyl-phosphate-mannose-protein mannosyltransferase activity.